Messenger RNA from Ascochyta rabiei, 1266 nucleotides. RefSeq lists its product as uncharacterized. Bases 1 to 1266 code for a protein of 421 amino acids. Lineage: Eukaryota; Fungi; Ascomycota; Dothideomycetes; Pleosporales; Didymellaceae. The record is from RefSeq and is a predicted model, not a curated record. The transcript has 2 exons. Gene Ontology annotation, cellular component: endoplasmic reticulum. Gene Ontology annotation, biological process: sterol biosynthetic process.
AUGGCAGAGCAAGCAGCACAGCCACCACACAUACACCGCCCCAUCCCGCGGCGGAACCUCGACUCGCGCUCCCACCGCGACACACCGGAAAGCCCCACCCACGCGUCCUCGCCGCCUGCCUCCAACCUGCAGAACAGCCGCAGCUCUGACUUCCUCGCCCAGCUGAACGCCCGCCUCCUCGGCACAUACCACUCGCGCACCGACGAUGCGCCGGAUUCGCCCAACGACGGCACCGGGAGCGCGCGGCUGCCGCGACAGAACAAGAGCUUCCUCAACAUGAACAGCAGCACGCUCUUCGGCAUCUACGACGACAUCGGCGCAAGCACAAACGGCGCCCAGAGCGUCGCCGACACGCCGUGGGGGACGGGUGCCGAGACCCCGGGCCACGCAGCCAUGGGCUGGAAUGGGGGCCUCUAUGACGGCACAAGCGGUGCAGAGGCCGCGCUCAGCAUGAAAGAGAAGGCGCGUCGAGCGUCUGGGAACGGCAAGCUGCAGGCCGAGCGGCGGCGGAGCAGUUCAACGCGGCGGGCGCGCGGCGGUGUAGCCAAGUACGCCAUCCUCUUCUUCAAGCUCGCAGCGCUGUUCAUGUUCGGCAUCCUCUACGGCCUGAUCGUCAGCCAUCUGCACGACACGAGACAGCUCGCUGCCGUGCAUGUGGCCGGCGUCAAUCGCGAGAGCUGGGUCUACGUCUCCAUCUGGGGCUGCGCAGGAGUCGCCCUGGGCAGUCUGCUGCCGUACAUGGACCUGCUAUGGAGCCGUCACCACGCCUCGGACGACCCCGAUGAGAAAGCGCAAGACGACAAGGAAGCAGACCCGCCCAUCAGCGAGCAAAUCCACGACGUAGUCCGCAGCGUUGCCGCCUUCCUAGGCGUCGCUUUCGCCAUUCGCCGCCUCCCCUGGCAAUCCACCCUGCAGCUCACCCUCACCCUCGCCCUCGUCAACCCCGCCCUGUGGUACAUUCUCGACCGCAGCAAGCCCGGCCUCUCCUUCUCGCUCAUCGUCACCUCGGUGCUGACCUCGCUCAUUUUUCUGUCCAACCCCACCGCGCUGCCCUCGCCUUCUGGCAUAGCUGUGGGGAACGUCACAUCCGCUGAUAGCGCGAGACGACAACAACAACAACAACAACAGCAGCAGCAGCAUCUUUUUGUGGGAUUGAUUAGUUACAAUACCCUAGCCGUCGUCACGUGGGUUGGCAGCGUGCUGUUCUGCAGCUGUGUGUGCUUUGGCAGCAUUGGGAGGAGGUUGGCGGUGCUGGAGAAGAGGUAG